AUGUUCGAUGAGAUCAACACACACUUGUUUGUGGAGAGAAAACCCAUAACUUACAAGUAUCUUGCGCGAUGGAAGGAUCUGUCCUCGAGUAAGGCCAAACAGGUGCUUCAGGAGUUUUACGACCAAUUCAAACACGAAAAGCCAGACUUGAGCAGCUACUACACGGUAACUGGCCGUGCUGGCAAUACGCGCUAUGUGAAGAUUGUUUCUGGGCAGGACAUCGAAAUUGGCAAGGCAGAGCUCGAGAAGGUUGACUCUGUUUCGAUCUACAGUCUCAAUAUGGGAAAAGUGGCGCUGGACACCGUGGUUGCAAUCAACACGACAAUAGAGAAAGAGUAUACGCCGGAGAAUUGUACCAGAUGGGGCGUGAUCCAGACCGGCACAGCACAGAAAGUUGCAAAGAAGCAGGAACGUGAGGUGGCCCGGCCCUCCCAGCGCAAUGCCAUGAGCGAACCUCUCAAGACGGAAGCGAAGCCGCAGGAAGCCAGACCAGCGGCCAAAGAUAUUAGCACCAGCAGGCUGGGCUCGCUAUAUACCUCAAGGAAGAAGGCUCCAGAGACGAAGAAUCAGGCGAAACGAGCUCUUGAUUGGCCAAAAGAGUCCACAGAGCCGCCGAAGAAGAAGACCAAGAACGAAGUCAAGGCGAAGCUCACUCAGCUAUUCGAAAACAGCGACGACGAUAUGGAUUACUCUGAGGAAGAACCAAACGACGAGCCUUUGGACGUUGUCAAUCCUGCAGAAACAGAGAUUGCCGACCAGCAGAAGCCGGCGAAAAGGGCUGACAAACCAGCCGACAAACAGAAAUCGGAGCCUGCUACAGAGAAGGUUGAAGAAAACGCCGCUCCGCCAGAACCAGUCUACGACGAAGAGGGAUAUUUGGUGACCACCAAACAGCAGCCGGCGAAGCGGUCCGCCACGCAUCCUCCCGCAAAAAAAGGACACACAAUCUCGAAAAAUACCGACAAGGCGAACACGAAGAAGCAGGUUUCACUAAUGUCAUUUUUUGGCAAGAAAAAAUAA
Messenger RNA from Ogataea haglerorum, 1020 nucleotides. RefSeq lists its product as uncharacterized. Gene Ontology annotation, cellular component: delta DNA polymerase complex; nucleus. The transcript has a single exon. Bases 1 to 1020 code for a protein of 339 amino acids. NCBI's taxonomy places the organism in Eukaryota, Fungi, Ascomycota, Pichiomycetes, Pichiales, Pichiaceae. Gene Ontology annotation, biological process: DNA strand elongation involved in DNA replication; nucleotide-excision repair, DNA gap filling; DNA replication. The record is from RefSeq and is a predicted model, not a curated record. Gene Ontology annotation, molecular function: DNA-directed DNA polymerase activity.